AUGGAGACUUUCGAAGAUGGCUUGUUUGGGGAGGUGGACUCGCAAGAUGAGCACAAGAUGGACGUUGAUAACGGGGAGAGCACAAAGAUCAAACCAAUGAUGAUGGACGAGGACGAGGACGCAGAGGAACUGGGGCUAGACAAUGCAGACACGCAGGUCUGGCUCGUAAAGGUGCCAAAGUUUCUAGCAGAAAAGUGGGCCAGUGUGGAGAUGGAAGAUCAAGAGUUGGGAAGUAUAGAUGUCCCAGCAUUCAAUAGCAGCAGUCGGAAUUUCAAUAACGGUACCAGCAACAAAGCGAGCGUUCACCUGCCCGCGCAACCGUGGGCCGAUGACAUCCCAAAGAACUACACGCUCACCUUCACAAACCUAAAACCGCAAAGCGAGUACAUCUUCACUGAAGAUACCUCGACGGGUCGCGCCAAAGAACUCGUGGGCAAGGUGAUCCAUGAAGGGACCAUCGCUCCAGUCAUAGAUGACGAUUACCGACAGCUGAUGCAACGACGUGCACAAAUGGUUAGCGACAAGAAGCGCAACAUUAAAAUGAUUGAUGUGAAGGGAGACAGAGGACAUACAUGGAUUACUCCUGUUAACGACGUUAUAAAAGAGAAAGGCUUUGGACUCAUGGCAAGAAAGAAGCCACAACAAGACAAAAAGGAGAGAGUGGAACGCACGGAGCUCGUCAAUAUGAUAUUUGAGGCUUUCCAAAAGUACCCUCACUGGACCUUUAAGGGCCUAGUGGAGCGAACGCAGCAGCCGCAAGCAUGGCUGAAAGAAGUCUUGAAUGAUCUUGCUCUCCUCCACAAGCGCGGGCCCUAUGUUGGCACCUACGAGCUAAAGCCCGAGUUCAAGGGACGAGGUGGUUCGACUGGUCCGGAAAACUCAGAACUGGGGAGCAGUGCAGGGGACGCAACAAAAGAGAGCAGAGGAGAGGCUGAAGAAUUGGAUGAUAGCGGCGACGAACUGUUUGAUGAAGCUGAUGAGGAAAUUCUGUGA
Spizellomyces punctatus DAOM BR117 is the source of this 993-nucleotide messenger RNA. Its product is annotated as transcription factor IIF subunit TFG2. The coding region runs from base 1 to 993 and encodes 330 amino acids. Gene Ontology annotation, cellular component: transcription factor TFIIF complex. Gene Ontology annotation, biological process: transcription by RNA polymerase II; transcription initiation at RNA polymerase II promoter. Lineage: Eukaryota; Fungi; Chytridiomycota; Chytridiomycetes; Spizellomycetales; Spizellomycetaceae. The record is from RefSeq and is a predicted model, not a curated record. The transcript is spliced from 3 exons.